Messenger RNA from Nicotiana tabacum (common tobacco), 738 nucleotides. RefSeq lists its product as uncharacterized. Lineage: Eukaryota; Viridiplantae; Streptophyta; Magnoliopsida; Solanales; Solanaceae. The record is from RefSeq and is a predicted model, not a curated record.
AUGGGGGAAUCUAGUAACUUGGGCAGAAGUUGUAGACUUUCAGAAAUGGGUACAUGUCUGAUUGAGCUCCCUCAACAAGGCCAAAAGUACAUUUGGAAUUAUAGAAGUGGUGAUCAUAGAAUAUUCUCCAAAAUAGACUGGAUGUUUAUUAAUGAAGUUUGGCUAAAUACUAUGCAUGCAUGUGGGACAGCUUUCCUACCUGAAGGCACCAGUGAUCAUUGCCCAGCUAAGGAGAUGCUAAAAAAGAUAAACUUUAGAAGGAUGGUCAGGGAUCUAUGGGAUGCACAAAUUGAUGGCUGCAGAAUGUAUCAAGUAGUACAGAAAUUAAAACAGUUAAAAAGGAAGUUGAAAGAGUUAAAUAAGCAACAGUUCUGUAACAUCGUCAAGGAAGCAGAUGAUGAUAAAGAGGAUGAGAAGACUAAAUUCCAAAAAUUCAAGAAAUCUUCUUUAUUAACAGAGAUGUUCUUGCAACAAAAGAUUAAAACUACUUGGAUAAGGCUUGGAGAAGAUAACACUAAGUAUUUUUUCUCAGUUAUAAAACAUAGGAAGUUGCAACAGGCAAUCACUCAGAUGAAGGACCAGCAUGGGAACUGGCAGACUGACCAAGAAGCUAUUGCUAAUAUCUUUGUGGAGCACUAUACUGACCUACUAGGAAGGAAACAGUCUGAUAGAUUAAAAACUUUCAAAGGCAUUCUCAAUAAUGGGCCAACCUUAUCAGUAAAACAACAAGUUAUCUAA